Messenger RNA from Artibeus jamaicensis (Jamaican fruit-eating bat), 2730 nucleotides. RefSeq names its product MFSD2 lysolipid transporter B, sphingolipid (gene MFSD2B). The record is from RefSeq and is a predicted model, not a curated record. Gene Ontology annotation, molecular function: sphingolipid intramembrane carrier activity; symporter activity. Gene Ontology annotation, biological process: carbohydrate transport. Gene Ontology annotation, cellular component: membrane. The transcript is spliced from 15 exons. The coding region runs from base 167 to 1771 and encodes 534 amino acids. NCBI's taxonomy places the organism in Eukaryota, Metazoa, Chordata, Mammalia, Chiroptera, Phyllostomidae.
UCUAGGUAUUUUCCCCUUUGGGGAAAAAGAAACUCACAGCUUCCCGGAUUCUGGCCUUUCCCCAGCAGGCCCAGCCCCCCACCCCCUCGCUGCGCCCUCUCCACGAGGGAUCCGCCCUCCCCGCGGGCAGAUAGCCCCGGGGUCGCAGGCGCUACAGCUGUGCAGGAUGGCGGCUUCCGCCGGAGGGACCCAGGCACCUACGGACCAGGUGCCAGUGCCCCAAGGGGAAGCACUCACCCUGGAACCCUGCUCGGACAGCAGAGCUGGUCGCCUCUCAUUCUGCACGAAGGUGUGCUACGGCAUUGGCGGGGUCCCCAACCAAGUGGCCUCCAGUGCCACAGCCUUUUACCUGCAGCUGUUCCUGCUAGAUGUGGCACAGAUCCCCGCCGCCCAGGUGUCACUUGUGCUGUUUGGAGGGAAGGUGUCCGGGGCAGCUGCUGACCCGGUGGCUGGGUUCCUCAUCAACAGAAGCAGGAGGACAGGGUCUGGACGACUCAUGCCCUGGGUGCUGGGCUGCACGCCCUUCGUCGCCGUGGCGUACUUCUUCUCGUGGUUCCUGCCCCCCUUCACCAGCCUUCGAGGCCUUUGGUACAUGACCUUCUACUGCCUGUUCCAGGCUCUGGCCACGUUCUUACAGGUGCCCUACACAGCGCUCACCAUGCUCCUGACCCCCAGCCCCAGGGAGCGGGACUCGGCCACCGCAUACCGGAUAACCAUGGAGAUGGCGGGGACGCUGAUGGGAGCCGCAGUCCACGGACUGAUCGUGUCCGGCGCCCACAGUCCCCACCGGUGCGAGGACAUGGACCUCGAGCUCCCGGACCCCGUUGCCGUCUCCCCCGGUGCAGUGAAAGGAGAAGGGAAACGCGCAGCAACACGGGUACCCUCAAAGCGGGUCCCUCUUCACCCACUGGGGCAUGCAUCUACUUCAGCCAUCAAGGCUUGUCUCUACUCCGUUGCAGCCGCUGCGGUUGCCGUGACUUACCCUGUGUGCAUUGGUUUCCUCCACUUGGGGGUGAAGGAGCAACCAGACCCCUCCGCCACAGCCUCCAGCCAGGGCAUGAGCUUCCUGGCUGGGCUGGGCCUCACCGUCCGGCACCCGCCCUACCUGAAGCUGGUGAUCUCCUUCCUGUUCAUCUCAGCAGCCGUUCAGGUGGAGCAGAGCUACCUGGUCCUGUUCUGUACACACGCCUCCCGGCUGCAUGACCACAUCCAGAGCCUGGUGCUAACCAUCCUGGUCUCGGCUGUACUGAGCACCCCGCUGUGGGAGUGGGUUCUACAGCGAUUUGGGAAGAGGACGUCGGCCUUCGGGAUCUGUGUGAUGGUGCCUUUUGCAAUCCUGUUGGCUGUUGUGCCCACAGCCCCUGUGGCAUACGUCGUGGCCUUCGUGUCUGGCGUGAGCAUCGCGGUGUCCCUGCUGCUGCCCUGGUCCAUGCUCCCAGACGUGGUGGACGACUUCCAGCUGCAGCACCAGCACGGCCCAGGCAUGGAGACCAUCUUCUACUCCUCCUACGUCUUCUUCACCAAGCUGUCAGGCGCUGGGGCCCUGGGCAUCUCCACGCUCAGUCUGGAGUUUGCAGGGUACGAGGCAGGAGCCUGCAAGCAGACAGAGCAGGUGGUGGUGACCCUCAAGGUCCUCAUCGGCGCCGUGCCCACCUGCAUGAUCCUCACCGGUCUUUGCAUCCUCAUGGUCAGCCCCACUCCAAAGGUGCCACGCCAGGACACCUCCCGCCGGCUGAGCCUCCGGAGGAGGACCAGUUACAGCCUGGCGUGAAGCUCAAGACGUCCGUGAGCCAGACAAGUAGAAGCCAGCGUCCUCUGGGUUCGAGCCGCCCCUUUUUCUCAGCCAUUUGUAACCCCUACUCCGCAGCCUACACAGGACCUCUUCCCUGGGACAUGGGGUCUCCAGUGACCUCUCCAGAAGAGACUGGCCUGGAUUCCACCUCUCAUUUCUCGCCCAUUGACCACAGACCACUUCAGAUAAACCUGUGCCCCGACCACCCAGCUCCAGACCACGUCUGACCUGGAGGGCAUCCCAAUAGCAGCCUCCCUGAAGGAAGGAAGGCCCCGCCGGCCUGGCCUGCAGACCCCCGUUGGGAGUGCCUGAUGCCACAACCUCUGGUUCCCCCGAUGCUCCAGUGGACAUGUGACAGGAGUGACAGACACCACAUGAAUGAGCAGAGUGGGGACAGAUGGACAUGCCGGGGAUGUUCAGUUAGGAGAGACACAGGCACGCGGCGAGGCCAGCAGACCCCGGGGAGCAGCGAUGGGGGCAGCGGUGGGGGUGAGCAGGCUGAGCGCCUCCCUGUGUUCAGAUGGGUUGAUGAUGACACAGUCUCUAGAGGUGGGCAGACUGAUAUCGAGCCACCAAAGAUGAAUCAUUUUUAUAAACAGUUAUUUUUGUGGAACUAUAUUUCUGAACUUUUAUCUUAUGAAAAGUAUAGGAACCACAGCCUUCUAGACGCCAUAUCUUCAGGGAAGAAAGAUCCAUUGAGGUUUACAUUUUUUUCAAAACAAAACAUUUUUCUCAAUCCUGGCUGGUGUGGCUCACUGGAUUGAGUGCUGGCCUGUGGACCAAAAAGUUGCUGGUUCGAUUCUCAGUCAGGGCACAUGCCUGGGUUGCAGGCCAGGUCCCCACCUGGACUUGAGGGGGAGACAGCCAGUCAAUGUUUCUCUUGCACAUCAAUGUUUCCCUCUUUUUCUCUCCCUCCACUCUCAAAAUAAAUAACAUAG